Molecule: messenger RNA, 4501 nt
Organism: Esox lucius (northern pike)
Lineage: Eukaryota; Metazoa; Chordata; Actinopteri; Esociformes; Esocidae
Gene: vps50
Product: VPS50 EARP/GARPII complex subunit
Exons: 28
Coding region: 103-3015 (970 amino acids)
Biological process (GO): endocytic recycling; retrograde transport, endosome to Golgi
Cellular component (GO): EARP complex
Molecular function (GO): SNARE binding
Source: RefSeq, a predicted model, not a curated record
CUAACAUGGCCCCUCUCGGACAGCUGGAGCUGAACCUGAACCGUUUACAGUAAAGCGUUAUCAUUUCCCAUUAAUCGAUUUUCUGUAGGAAUAACUUUCACGAUGCAGAAGAUAAAGUCCCUUAUGGCCCGGCAGGGUCUGAAAAGCCCACAGGAGAGCAUGGCGGACCUUAGCCCUGUAGAGAAUUUCAGGAUCCCAAGCAAGGAGGAGUUGAGGGAGUUGAGGGAGCUUCCCGUCGACCCCCAGGCGGAGCAGGAGAUCAUUAACAGCAUCGAGGAGGUCUACUACUCCAACGACUCCUUCGAUGUGAUGCAGCAUGAGCUGGAGAAACUCCCACCCGAGCUGAACUUGCAAGAGCUGGAGGAGUAUAGAGACAAGCGGAAGAGGCAGCAAGCAGCGGUUUCCAAAAAGGUUGCUGAUCUCAUCCUGGAAAAGCAGCCAUCCUAUGUCAAGGAGCUGGAGAGGGUGACUUCACUGCAAACCAACCUGCAGCUGGCUGCAGUGAUCUGCACCAAUGCUAGGAGGCAGCUGAGUGUUUCAAAGGAGGGCUUCACCGAGGCCAGCCUGGGGCUACUGGCCAAUCAGAGGAGGAGACAGCUGCUCACGGGUUUGCUGAAGUCACUGAGAACCAUCAAAACCCUGCAAAGGACUGAUGUUAGACUCAGCGAGAUGCUGGAGGAGGAGGACUUCCCAGGUGCCAUCCAGUUGUGUCUGGAAUGUCAGAAGGCUGCCAGCACAUUCAAACACUACAGCUGCAUCAGUGAGUUGAAUUCUAAGCUACAAGACACUCUGGAGCAGAUAGAGGAGCAGCUGGACGUGGCUCUGUCUAAGACCUGCAAGCACUUUGACGUCUCCCACUACACCAAGGUCCAGCUUGCGUACACGCUCCUGGGAAAGACGCAGACGGCCAUGGACCAGCUGCACAUGCACUUCACCCAGGCCAUCCACAACACCGUGUUCCAGGUGGUCCUUGGGUACGUGGAGCUCUGCGCCGGGAACGCUGACACCAAGUUCCAGAAGAUGCAGUAUAAGGACCUCUGCACGCACAUUACUCCCGACAGCUACGUUCCGUGCCUGAGCGACCUGUGCAAGGCAUUGUGGGAGGUGAUGCUGAGCUACCACCGGACAAUGCUCUGGCACGAGGAGCACGACAAGGAGAAGAACGCCCCCACGCCCAUCACAGAUGAGGCAGGUGCUUCAGAGACUGACGAUUCCCUUGUGGACCGCUCCUAUGUAAAGAAGAAGCUGGAGCAUGGACUUAGCAGGAUCUGGCAGGAAGUCCAGCUAAAAGUGAAAGCCUAUCUUCUGGGGACAGACAUGUCCAACUUCAAAUAUGAUGACUUCAUUGUGGUCCUGGACGUUAUCAGCAGGCUGAUUGACGUGGGGGAGGAGUUCUGUGGCAGUAAGUCAGAGUUGCUGCAGGAAUCCAUCAAACGCCAGAGCGUCAACUACUUCAAGAACUAUCACCGGACUCGUCUGGAGGAGCUGAGGAUGUUUCUGGAGAACGAGACGUGGGAGCUCUGUCCUGUCAAGACCAAUUUCAACAUCGCCCAGCUCCACGAGUUCCGGUUCAUGGGUCAGUGCCGGUCCCCCUCCGUCUCUCCCAGUAGGCAGGUGUUGCCCGGCCCAGGUCCGGAGGACCGGUCUCUGUUCGAGCAGUUCAGCCGGGAGGGGAACCCGUUUGAGAGGCAGAUCGACAACAAAGAGGAGGAGACGGAGAAUGUGCUGGCUUCCAAUGGGUACGAGUCCGAUGAGUUGGAGAAGAGCGUCUACCAGGACUACGACAGCGACAGUGACGUCCCUGAUGAGCUCAAGCAGGACUACGUGGACGAGCAGACCGGAGAUGUUCCUCUCAAGAGCGCAUCAAGGGAGACGCUGCGCAGCAGGAAGAAGUCCGACUACAGCCUCAACAAGGGCUCCGCCGCUCCGAUUCUGACCAACACCACCCUCAACGUGAUCCGCCUAGUCGGCAAGUACAUGCAGAUGAUGAACAUUUUGAAGCCCAUAUCCUUCGAUGUGAUCCACUGUGUCUCCCAGUUGUUUGAUUAUUAUCUGUAUGCCGUCUACACCUUCUUCGGCCGCAACGAUACGUAUGAAUCAUCGGGACUUGGUCUGAUCAGCAGUCGACUGAGAACAACGCUGAACCGAAUCCAGGAGAGCCUGAUCGAAAUGGAGCCUACGGGCGAAGGGGGCUCCAGUGUCCAUGGCGGUCCAGGGGAGGACAGGAAGGAGAAGGUGCCCAGCCCUCAUCUCAGCCAGCUGGUGGACCUAACAGCCAGCGGAACCCUCUUUGGCCUGGCUCAGAGGGUUGUCGCCACCGAGUCACUGGUGUUUCUGGCUGAGCAGUUUGACUUCCUGCAGUCUCACCUGGACUCCAUGAUGCCGGGCACUAAGAAGCCCUUUCUACAGCAGUUUUACUCACAGACUGUGUCCACGGCCAGCGAGCUGCGUAAACCCAUCUAUUGGAUUGUGGCUGCCAAGGCUAUAGACUAUGAACAGAUGCUGCUGAUGAUGGCUGGAGUUAAAUGGGACAUCAGGGAGAUCAUGUCACAGCACAACAUCUACGUGGAUGUCCUUUUAAAGGAGUUUGAGGAAUUUAACCAGAGGUUGAGUGAUGUGUCCAAACAUGUUCGAAUUCCGCUGCCCGUGUCCAAUGUCCUGUGGGAACACUGCAUCCGUCUGGCCAACAGGACUCUGGUAGAGGGGUAUGCCAACGUGAAGAAGUGCAGCAACGAGGGGCGGGCUCUGAUGCAGCUCGACUUCCAGCAGUUCCUGAUGAAGCUGGAGAGGCUGACUGACAUCCGGCCCAUACCCGACAAGGAGUUUGUGGAGACCUAUGUCAAGGCCUACUACCUGACCGAGAACGACAUGGAGCAGUUCAUCAAGAACCACAGGGAGUACUCCAUGAAACAGCUGGCAAACCUGGUGAAUGUGUGCCUGGGCUCUCACAUCAACAAGAAGGCCCGGCAGAAACUCCUGGCAGCCAUCGACGACAUCGACCGGCCGAAGAGAUAGGCGUCUGGAGUGAUCCCCAAAAUUCCCAGACUUUCCAGAAAUCCUGUUUGGAGGCUUCCCAGUAUUUACUCAAUACUUCUGAUUCCAGGAAUCUUCCUACUGGGAUCUGGAAAACCUGGCAAUUUGAAGCAAGUUGCUGGAUCCUUACAACCCUAAAAUGCCCAAUUUUACCUCCAAGUAAAGAAGGAAAUCUAUAAAACAGGAACUUAAGUUAUACAAGCAAAUAGUCAAACAAGCAUGUUACAGUUAAUACAUCCAGGCUAAAAUUGUGCCUCUUCAUUUUCGUAUUCAGUAUCCGCAAACACACUGCUUACAGUUUCGCUGCAUUUUUUUAUGUCGUCACGGAGAUGCUCUUGUUUCUGAUUCGUUGUGAAUAUACAGGAAUGUGAGGAAGGACUCUGCUUUUAAGAUGAACUACUUGAAUUGCUGCAUGAAACUCCAUGUGAACAGACUGGCAGAGAUGUGUUAUUUACUUCUGUCUGCACAGCUUAAUGUAAUUCAUUUGUGCCGAUAGGAAGUGGGCGGAACGAAUCGUUUGAACGUGAAUUGUUAUUCGUAUUACUGAGAUUGUUGAGGCAAUCCGGAAAGGGUUUUUACUCCCACUGUCCCGUGCUCUGACACUUUUUGUGAAACUGCAUGGGAUGAGGACGCUCUUUUAGGGGUCAAUGGGAUGAGGACGCUCUUUUAGGGGUCAGUGGGAUGAGGACGCUCUUUUAGGGGUCAAGCCCAUAUAGUGACGUCCGGUGUCAAGUGCCCUUCCGCUGUCCAUUACGGAUGAUGUCCAUUACGGAUGAUGGCAGCACUACAUUUUUGUUAUGUUGUUCUAGCGGUGUAGGUUGAAGUCGCCGGGGUCCGUUUGGGUUUAGGAUUGAGUUUAGGUUUGGUGAAGUGAAAGUGCUGAUCCUAUAUAGAUACCUAGGGCAUGUUUGAGUCCUGGGCUAAUACUGUUUCUUUUAUUUGUCCACAUUUUAGUUGAGUCCAUGAAUGAUUUACGGUAAUAUAUGUUGAUUCUGAAAAUAUGAAAUGGUUAUAGAUGAUACACUGUAUUUAUAUGUGUAUUUAGAUUGAUUUGCACUCGCUGCGCAUGUUUCUUUUUCCGUCAUAUGUGUGUUUUUAUUGAACAAACAACCUCCCUCAUGGCCUCUGCAUUAGUACUUAAUUUAGUAGAAAUUGGGGAGAUUAGAAAAAAUUAAUUGUUUUUGAGACAGCAACUCUUUCCAUUAUGUUUUCAUGCAUAACAAUUCCAAGGUGAUGCUGUAACAGUAAAUGUGUAAAUGUUUAUUUAUUUUAUUUCUGUUGGAUUCAGGACUUUUUCUAUACAGGAGGUGUGUUGUCAUUCAUUUGCCGUCAGUAACCUGUAUCUUUUUGUCAAUUGUAAAAGAAAAUCGAAAGAAAACACGGACCACGUGUUGUUAUGACACUCAAGGGCGCUAUUGUGAAAGAUGUUAAUACUGUAACACAAUAAACACACUAACGUUCAAACCCA